AUGGUGGUGGAGUGGUCGUUGUUGGCGUUUGAUCAUGUGCAUGUGUACGGCAACGAUUUCUAUGCCGUCGGCGUAGGGGCCCUCAAGGUGGUCGUGGGCGAGCAGGGCGACAUUUGCGGCAACACCUGCGAGGACGGGUCUUGCUCGUUGACCGGCGAGGCCCUGUCUGGCAUCACAACCUCGUGGGACCAGGCAUGCGACGGCAUCGCCACCACCACCACUACUACCUCCUCGUCCCCCUCCUCCUUUAGCUCCAGCACUUCAGUGACCAGCCGCAGCAGCAGCAGCGCCAGCGCCAGCGCCAGCAGCAGCAGCGGCGGCGGCAGCGGCCGCGGAGACGGUUCUGCCUCAUACGAGAGCGAUGAUGACGACGACGACGACGGUUCUGGGUUCGUGACGCCGCUGUCCGAAGAUGACNCGGGCAGUGAUGACGACUUCGACAGCGACGACGAGUCCAACAACGACGACUCUGACGACGGUUCCGGAGACGACUACGGCGACGACUUCGACAGCGACGACGAGUCGGAGCGGCGCGAUCGCCGCCGCUUGAGGGGCGGCACCGGCCGGGCCUCCUAGGCGGGGUUCGACAGCGACGACGAGUCGGAGCGGCGCGAUCGCCGCCGCUUGAGGGGCGGCACCGGCCGGGCCUCCUAGGCGGGGCUAGAGCUCAUGCACGGUGGCGGCCGCAGCGAUGCGGUCUAGCCUCUGGUCGUGCCGAUGGCUGCGAAACAAAAAACCGUAGUCAACGGGUAGCUCUGUUGGUCGGAGAGCUUUGCAGGCAUCGCAGAACACGCUACGGUCUGUGUUCUGUGUGGGUAUUGAUAGAAUGAAUAAGGCUUGGACCCAGGGCGAUUUGUUUUGUCAACGUGGCUCGAGCGAUGCGUCGAACGGGGCAAUGUCAAUACUCCGACGCAGCCGGGACAACAAAUUCAAAUCCUGGGGGCAGUCAUGGAGCUACAAUUAGGAGGGGGGAAGGGGGUAUGGGGCACAACGUGUUUGUUUUUUUUCUGUUGUGUUGGAGAGGACAAAUUCCAGUUUCUUUUUUAUCAUAUUUUUUUCGGGGGCUCGGGGGCGGGGGGGGGGGGGGGGGGGGGGGGGGGGGGGGGGGGGGGGGGUCCCGUUACUGAGGUCCACAGUUAUAGAGCUUUUCCCGCCAAGCGUCGAAAGCGCUCUACACUUUCUCACGCUGUUUGAUUUUUUAACAAUACAGCAAACGCUCUAGAAUUCGUGAUGAUUGUUUCCGUUGGUCUCUCAUAUAGCAGCAUGUUGGAAUAUUGAGGUGAAUUUCAGGCUCGCCCACCUCGCGAUGCUCCCGUUCCAAAAGAGCGAAGUGUGACACGUUUCAGCCAUGAAGUUCGGGAAACGCCAGUCCAUCGAUCGGUUGAUCCACCAGUACAUAACAACCGUGGUUCGUAGUGUCAUGUUGAUAUGACCGACAGGGUCAUUUUGUAAGGAAUUCUUUGCGGCUCCCCCGGGGAGCGGCUGGUUGUGAGUGUCGACAAGUUACUCCGUCUUUUGAAGCGUGCUUGAUAGACCUUUGUUGCAGUGGUGAGAUGCAGGCUUCGGAAGAGUGCUGGUGCCCCUGCGCGAUCCAUGCAGUAGCCGUGUGUGCGGGGCAUGUUCCGUAUGAUUACGUAUCAGGGCGGGGGGGUUCAGGAGUUUGUGGUAAGAGAGUAAGGGCGGGAGAAGUGGUGGGGGGGAGGUCGACAGCGUUGGACGUUGCUUCCGUAGACUCGAUACCGCAUCAUCAGUAUUGCUGUUUGAGAAACUCAUCGUUCGUCCUGCUGAUCAAAGGGGACUGUUGCUUGGUCUUCAAAUACGAGAUUUUCUUUUUUUGUGUGUGUUGUGUCGUGUGCCGUGCCAAGGCCGGCGGGAUUUUGGGUUUUGUUGUUGUGAGGACGUUUUUCUGUUGUGGUAGGUCGUGCGGAGGUUUGGCGGGUGGGGGUAUAUCCAUUUUCGGUUGUUUCAGAUCUCGAGCGCUACUCUACCAUCUAGAGCUUUCCGCCCGCACGCUCGCGCCCGUAGUCGUGCGGCGUGGGUCGUGUUGUCAAUAUUGUCUUGCCCGGUUUUCGCCCGGGUGUCGUGCGGGGGUGUUGUUGUGAUGAGGGGAAAUGGGUACGUCCGACGGUCGGUCAUGGUUUCUACUCGUGGGUGUCAUAGCAGAACUCUGCUACUACUACUGCAGCUUGCAGCCACACAUGCAUACAUAUUGUAGAUGUGGAAUGGAAGGAAACCAUAUCCCCUAGCGUAGCGUGUGCGUCGUUUGCAACGUUUUACAACAACAGUAGCCAAGCUUCAUGGUUCUGAUACCCGAGCCUGUCCGACGGUCAGUGGGGGUAGAAGACUUGGGACGACUGUCGAUUUUGGUGAGCAUACCAUGCUACUGGUGAUGAGGUCGUCGUCUGUGUGCUACAGCGGUCAGCCUGUAGCUGAGAGAUAAUGAACGGCGAAAUUUAUCGCUUGGGUAGGAAUGACUCCACGGGGAGAUGGUAGGUUGUAGAAAUAUUGGAGUUGUAGGAACGGCUGUAGGAAUGAACAUCAUGACGGACCAGGCUACUGUAGCAACAUGGCGGCAGCAAUAGCACCGCCAGAACGGGGUCAAAGGACCCCUUUAAUCGGAGGACCAGGAGGCUGUCAUGUAGGCCUGUACAUUCGAGCGAAGUUUUGGGGUGUACUUAAUUUUGUUGCUGGAAAACGGGCGUGUGUGUGCUCCGUGCCUGUUUUCUUUUCCAUGGUUGACGGGUGGGUGUGCUGUUGUCCCGGCGGUGUUUUUUAUUCUCCCUUUGUUGUUUUGUUUGUUGUGAUGGUGUUGUGUCUUGUUGGAUAUUGUUGUUGGUAUUGCUGCUGUUCGUGGCACUGCUCUGCGCGGCUCGAUGAUGAUAUGACCUUGUGCUCGUUGAUUCUGGGGUAUGAAACAAACCAGAGAACGCAGCGUAACCAGUCGACGUGGUACUUGAGGCGGCUUUCGAUGUUCAAUUCAAAGCAUGAACUGCAGUAUCAAGGAAACUCGUUGUCCGUGU
This is a messenger RNA of Ectocarpus sp. CCAP 1310/34, 3020 nucleotides long. NCBI's taxonomy places the organism in Eukaryota, Phaeophyceae, Ectocarpales, Ectocarpaceae. The record is from the annotation of a GenBank genome assembly.